UUUUGGGUGACGUGGCGUUCCAAACAAGUGUCCGCAUUGCAUGGAUUGGGAUUGAAGAGGGUAGGUUUUUUGGGUUUUCAAUUCUUAUUCCUUCUGGGCAGUUGGGUUCUCUCUCUCUCUCCCUCUCAAUCUUUUUCCAUCUCUACUGCAACUUCUCAGAAAAACCCACCACCCCUUUUCAAUCCUUUUUGUCUCCCAAAUGUCUACCAGCCUUAUUUAUCAGAAGACUUUGUUUCCUCUCCUCUUCUUUCCAGCCAUGAUCGAUCAAACUAAACUAAGCUUACUUUCACUUUUAAUCCAUUUCUGACUGUAGAAACAUACAUCAUCACAUCUUUUCUUCUUCUUCUUCUUCUUAAGCAAUUAAGAGGGACUCAAGCGAUUUCCUGCAAUUCCCUACUCUCUGAAAUGCUAAGCACCUUAAGCCAUAAACUCCGGCGCCUCUGCUCGAGACUCUACUGGCCAAUACGGAGGAGUCCAAAGACCAAAGUCGUCAUCAGGAGGUUUGGGAAGUCCAACCCGAAACCUCAUCCCAAAGAAGAACCCACCAUGAACAAGUCAGCUAUCCAUCAAAAUGGUCAACUGGGCAUUUCCACUUCUAAACCCAAAAGGCAAAUUCGACUUGCAACUUUCAAUGCGGCCAUGUUCUCCAUGGCUACUGCCGUUCCCCAUUCUGAGAAAUCUGUUUUCUUCGAUUAUAAAGAGCAAGAUUAUCUCAAAAUACGGCGAGCCAUGGAAGUAGAUAUCCGAGCCAAAUCCGUAAAUGAUCGUCCCAAGAGCAUACUGAAGCAAUCUCCUCUGCAUCCCAACAUCCCUAACAGUCCUGACCAUGCUUCCAAGCAACAAAAAUUCGCUAAAUCAAAAUUGAGGGUUUCCAUCAAUCUCCCUGAAAAUGAGAUUUCAUUAGUGCGCAGUAGACAAUCGAGCUUUUCCGAAGAGAAUGGAGAGGGACCAUCUUCGUUGAGCAAGAUUGCAAGCAAAAUCCCAAGAGGCAAAGCUCCUCUGAAGUCCAGUUUGAGUUUCCCCACCAAUCUGACCGUAACUGAUAAGGACGGUGAGACACUGAGAAGCCGUAGAUCCAUUCUGGAAGUCCUGAGGGAAGUGGAUUCAGAUAUAUUAGCUCUGCAAGGCGUCAAAGCAGAGGAAGAGAAAGGCAUGAAACCUCUUUCAGACUUGGCUACUGCCUUGGGCAUGGAAUAUGUAUUCGCAGAGAGCUGGGCUCCUGAGUAUGGGAACGCAAUCCUGUCCAAAUGGCCAAUUAAGAAAUGGCAAACUCAGAAAAUUUUCGAUGACACAGACUUCAGGAACGUGCUGAAGGCAACAAUUGAUGUGCCCCAGGCAGGAGAAAUCAACUUCUAUUGCACUCAUCUAGACCAUUUGGAUGAGAACUGGAGGAUGAAGCAGAUAAAUGCAAUUAUCCAAUCAAAUGAUGAGCCACACAUCUUAGCCGGAGGACUCAAUUCCCUCGAUGAAACAGAUUACUCUGUGGAAAGAUGGUCAGAUAUUGUGAAGUACUAUGAGGAGAUAGGAAAGCCGACACCAAAGGUUGAUGUGAUGAAAUUCUUAAAGGGAAAGCAUUUUGUUGAUUCCAAGGACUUUUCAGGCGAAUGCGAAUCUGUGGUUAUGAUUGCCAAAGGCCAAAAUGUGCAGGGAACGUGCAAGUAUGGGACCAGAGUGGAUUACUUAUUGGCAUCACCAGCCUUACAAUAUAGAUUUGUUCCUGGGUCAUACUCUGUCAUGUCAUCAAAAGGGACAUCUGAUCACCACAUAGUAAAGGUUGAUGUGGUAAGGGUAGACAACACAGCCCAAGAAAAUGUUGCCUUACGGCGUAGAAGAAAACCAAAACAGAAGGUUGUAAAGAUAACAAACUCUUCUUCAUCAAGGGGAAUAAGGAAAACAAAUACUUGAAGGUGCCAUGGCAUUGCUUCUUCUUCCCUUUAUUAUUUUUAUUUACACAUUUUUGGUGUUCUUUUCUCGAGGGCAGGGACGUUAGAGAGAUAAUUUAAAUUGCUUCAUCCUCCUGAGAGAAAGAUACCUUAUGUAAAUAAUUCUUUAUAUCAGAAAUGAGAUUGGAAA
This is a messenger RNA of Telopea speciosissima, 2073 nucleotides long. RefSeq lists its product as uncharacterized. Gene Ontology annotation, cellular component: endoplasmic reticulum. Gene Ontology annotation, molecular function: catalytic activity. The coding region runs from base 406 to 1905 and encodes 499 amino acids. The transcript is spliced from 4 exons. The record is from RefSeq and is a predicted model, not a curated record. NCBI's taxonomy places the organism in Eukaryota, Viridiplantae, Streptophyta, Magnoliopsida, Proteales, Proteaceae. Gene Ontology annotation, biological process: GPI anchor biosynthetic process.